Molecule: messenger RNA, 1446 nt
Organism: Coccomyxa subellipsoidea C-169
Lineage: Eukaryota; Viridiplantae; Chlorophyta; Trebouxiophyceae; Coccomyxaceae
Product: ABC1-domain-containing protein
Exons: 11
Coding region: 1-1446 (481 amino acids)
Source: RefSeq, a predicted model, not a curated record
AUGGCUGUGGACCUGAGAGGCUUCUACCUGAAGCUGGGCCAAUUCUUUGCCGCCCGUGCAGAAUUUGUGCCAGAGCCCAUCUGCAGGCACCUCUCGCUGCUGCAUGACCGGGUGCCUCCCAUGCCAGCUCAGCAGGCCAGGAGUGUCAUAGAGCAGGAGCUUGGUGGAAUACCACUGGAGGAGGUCUUUGAAUGGAUAGACUUUGAGGAGCCCCUCGGCUCGGCAUCCAUCGCCCAGGUGCACAAGGCCAAGCUGCGGCAGCCAGCAAAGAGGAGAAGGAGGGAUUUCCUGAGUGGGGAGGUGUUCAACUGGACGCUGUCUGCAAAGGCCCAACGGCGGGACGACUGCAGCUGGAGGGUAGGAACGGGGCAGGAAGUUGUACUCAGCCAAUCUCCUACACCAAAGUCCGGCCUUGGCCAGCCUGCAGUGACGGAUCGCACAGCGUCGGAUGCGUCAGAAGGCACGGAUGCCUCGGGCAGUGGCCGCGAUCGGCUGGCGGAGAUCAGGGAAGACUUGGCGCGGGUCGCCAGCUCGAGGGACGGCCCCAAGGAUGGGAUUGUGGCAGUGAAGGUGCAGUAUCCGGACGCGCUGCAUACGAUGAUGACGGAUCUGACCAGCAUACGGCGCUGGGCUGGGUUCCUGCAGAAGACCGAGAUCAAGUUUGACAUGCUCAGCGCCGUCGACGAACUCUCCAAGCAGGUGGUGCUCGAAUUUGACUUCAGGCGAGAAGCUCGGGUCAUGGACGCCGUGGCUGAGAAUCUGAAGGGGCUCAGGAAGAGGUUGGAGAUUCCGCGCAGCGUGCCGGGCCUGGUGACUAAGCGGCUGCUGGUCAUGAACUUCAUAGACGGUGACCAGAUCACCCGCCUUGCGCACCGGACCCGCGGCCUCUCACAGCGGAAGAAGAAGGCGGCUGCGAAGCGCAUAAUGGAGCGAGUGGCGGAGGCAUUCGGCACAAUGAUGCUGGAGACGGGGCUGUUCCAGGCUGACGCGCACCCCGGCAACAUCCUCGUCAUGAAAGGCGCGCGCAUUGGGCUGAUAGACUAUGGGCAGAGCAAGCAGCUGCCGGAAGCGGAGCGGCUGGCGUUCGCGGCGCUGCUGCUGGAGCUCGGGAGGGAACGCGCUGAUGUCCGCCCGGCCGCCGUGACGCGCUGCCUGGCCGACCUGGGGCUGCGGUUUGAGCGCGAGGACAACCAGGCGCUCAUGACCAAAAUGGCCUUUGGCAUGUUCGACACCCGCACCUCUCACCGGGUGGACCCGUUUUCCCCGGACAGCCCGAUAAAGUCGCUGGGAAUCUCGCACUUCCCGCCGGACGUGUUCUUUGUGCUACGCGUGAUGCAGCUCCUGCGCGGCCUGGCCGGCGGCCUCGGCGUCGACUUCAGCGCCGCCCGCCAGUGGGCGCCUCUCGCGCGGCGCGCCCUCCGCCGCGCCGGCCGCAACCCGGCCUGA